AUGGAUAAGAAAACCAUUCUUUUGCUUCUUCCUUCCUUUCUCUGCUGUCUACUGAGUUCUACUAGCACAAGCUCCAGCAUAGACCAAGGCGAUCUUUCCUGUUUGAGAAGUAUAAAAUCAUCGGUGGAGGACCCUUUUGGGUCCUUGAACACAUGGAGUUUUGAUAACAUUGGAAUUGGUGAUAUCUGUAUGCUUAACGGAAUUGCAUGCUGGUCAUACUUUACCGACAGGGUCCAAACCAUCCAACUCCAAGGUCUUGGACUCAAGGGCAAAUUCCCUCAAGGGAUCAGAAACUGCACAAGCUUGACGACUUUGGAUCUGUCCAACAACAAUUUCUUUGGACCUAUACCAUCUAACAUCAACCAACUGAUCCCAUAUGUAAGAGUCCUUAAUCUCUCCUACAACAAAUUCUCGGGUGAGAUUCCAUCAAGCAUGGCGAGUUGUGAUCUUAAUGUUGCCAACAAUCGCUUGUCUGGGCCGGUUCCUACAUUUGUUAGCUAUUCCGCCACACCUGAGAGCUAUGCUAAUAAUAAGGGACUAUGUGGGGGACCUCUAAAAGCUUGUGGAGAGCAACAAGGGAAAGCUAAAGAUUCAUUCAAAAGCGGGUUUGCAGUUGGUUGGGCGGUCUCUGCUGUUUCAGUUACUGCAGUUUUUAUGUUCGUCUGUAUGCCCGGGGAACAUUUAAUCAAGAUGCUAGUGACAAGAAGGAAAAACAAGAGAAGAGAAGCCCAUCAAGUGAUGUUGGUCACAAGGAGGAAAAUGAAGAAAAAGGAACCUCAUCAAAUGAGAAUAUUGCCAAUCAUAAAGAUUUCUAUGAUGGAGAAACUCGCUACCAGAAUGCCUUUGACAGAUCUCGCUGCUGCAACGAACAAUUUCAGUGUAGAGAACAUCAUUGGGUUUGGAAAGACGGGAACUAUGUACAAAGCAGCAGUCAUGAAUGGCUGUUUGCCAGCAGUUAAGAGGUUCCUAGACUCCCAGCAAUUUGAGAAGCAGUUUAUAUAUGAGAUACUAAUCCUGGGGAGACUAACUCAUCCCAACUUGGUACCCUUAUUGGGAUUCUGCAUCGAGAGAAAUGAGAAGCUUUUGGUGUAUGAACAUAUGGGAAAUGGGAACCUUUAUCAAUGGUUACACCCCAACAAAGCCAAGGCCAAGAUCUUGGAAUGGCCUUUGAGGGGUAGAAUUGGAGUUGGGCUAGCUAGAGGUUUGGCAUGGCUGCACCAUAACUGUAUGUUCUUGGUAGGUCAUGGCAAUAUUAACUCAAAAUGCAUCUUACUAGAUCAGAAUUUUGAGCCCCAAAUUUCGAAUUUUGGAGGGGCAACACUCAUGAAGUCGAGCAUCACUGAUUCUACCUGGGGUUUGUUUGUGGGUUCUGCAGAUACUGAGAAUAAGCGUGUGCAAUGCCCUCUAAAGAAAGAUGUCUACAGCUUUGGAAUUGUGCUCCUUGAGAUGGUGACAAGGAAGAAACCUCACAAAAUUUCAGAUGCUUCUCGAAGGUUUGAUGGGACUUUAGUUGAUUGGAUCAACCAUCUUUUGAGUACUUCUGGCCUCUAUGAUGCCAUUGAUAAAUCUUUAAUCGGACAAGGAUUUGACGGCGAGAUCUUUGAGUUCCUUAAAGUUGCAUGUAGUUGUGUCAAGGCCUCUCCCCAUCGAAGGCCAACAAUGCUAGAAGUUGAUAAAAUACUAAGAAAUACAGUAGGAAGACACCAAAUUGAUGAUGAUUCUGAGUCAUGGACACAAAAUGAAUGCGGGACCUCUAACGAUAGAGAUGAGUAUACAGCGGUUGAAAUAAUGGAGGAAUCCAUUGAAAUUGUGCAAGUAGACAUAGCUCAUUCAUGA
Messenger RNA from Vitis vinifera (wine grape), 1836 nucleotides. Its product is annotated as probably inactive leucine-rich repeat receptor-like protein kinase At5g48380. Gene Ontology annotation, molecular function: protein kinase activity; ATP binding; protein binding. The record is from RefSeq and is a predicted model, not a curated record. Gene Ontology annotation, biological process: protein phosphorylation. The transcript is spliced from 3 exons. Bases 1 to 1836 code for a protein of 611 amino acids. NCBI's taxonomy places the organism in Eukaryota, Viridiplantae, Streptophyta, Magnoliopsida, Vitales, Vitaceae.